Oryzias latipes (Japanese medaka) is the source of this 1332-nucleotide messenger RNA. RefSeq names its product beta-2-glycoprotein 1. Lineage: Eukaryota; Metazoa; Chordata; Actinopteri; Beloniformes; Adrianichthyidae. The record is from RefSeq and is a predicted model, not a curated record.
GGAGACAGCAGUUGAUGUUUGUUCCACAGACAAAUGGAUAGAACAGUGUCUGUAUUUCAACUGAAGAUGGAGGAUGGGGCGACUUUUUUUCUGCUGUCUUCACUUCUGCUCUUUACCUCCGGUGCAUCCGGGGAUGACAAUGCUACGUGUGUUAGACCCAUCCUGGAUGCCAACAUUGAGUUGGUCAGUGACCAGAGGCACUUUAGCCCCGGUGUGGCAAUAGCACUGUCCUGUAAACAAGGAUACACCCCUGUGUCGGGUCCCCGCAGGAUCGUCUGUACCAUCGACGGAAUGUGGACAAAAACCAGAUACAUGUGCAUACCAAAGCGAUGUCCCUACCCUGAUCCACCAUCCAAUGGAGAACUGCAUUAUGAAGACACCGUGUACCUCAGUACCAUUAACUACACUUGUAACGAAGGGUAUACAUUGGACGGAUCCAGCACUGCUGUGUGCCAAGCCAACGGGACGUGGAGCACACCAGCUCCUGAGUGCAAGGCUGUGUCAUGUGGUCUCGCUCCAAUUCCACAGUUCGGAAUGAUCAUCUAUGAUAAAAUGGUCAGAGGAAACCAAACUUAUUUUGGCAUCGGAGGAACUUAUAGAUGUCUGCCUCCCUUGGCACUCUUUGGUAAUCCAAGGGCUGAGUGCACUAUCAACGGGACUUGGGCCGAGACGCCUGAAUGUCGAGUGGUGACCUGCCCUCCCCCAGAGAACAUUGAAAAAGGCUACAUGUCUAAUGAAGACAGGAGAGAUUUCGACUUCAGGGAAUCAGUGAAAUAUGGCUGUGAAGGCGACUACGUGCUGGAGGGAAAUAUGGAAAUAGUUUGCCAGCAGAAUGGGAACUGGUCUGAAAUGCCGUCCUGUAAGGCUCCUUGUCCUGUUGGAAUACAAGGAGUAAAAAUACAGUAUAGAGGGGAGAAAAUGUGGAUUGCUGACUUAAAAACGAAAGCCAUCUUACACAAAGAAAUAUUGUCAGUCUACUGCAAGGACACAGUCAGGAACUGUAGUUAUGCUGUUCCAGUGCAGUGCUUAGACGGAGGGCUCAGACUCCCAGAAUGCUUUGAAGAACCCAGUGUGAUUGGAUACAACUCAAAUUCAACUUCACUUCAUUCAGAACUUCAACAGUGCUGAGUUGGACACCCCUUUUGAAGAGAAUGUAAUACUAUAACAUCUUGAGUUUUGGGCUAAAAGUUUUUCCUUUUCAUCUCAAUGUUUUGUAUGUACCUCAUUUGCUUUAACCAAAGUAUUUGUUUGCCUGUUCAGUCUCUAUUAAAAUCCUUUCCUUUUUAGUACUUAGACGAAAAUAAAUCCAUUAAACAGGAUAAAGUUCAUAAA